AUGGUAGCUAAGAAAUAUCUUGAAAAAGCGACUGAUGAUGUUUAUCAUCUUGUUCCAAUCGAAGUUAUUGCUGAUGGAAACUGCUUAUACCAUUUUAUUGUUCUUCUAAUGAAUAAUCUAGCAGUAACGACAAGCGAAUUACGAGUUCGGACGAUUAUUGAACUUGUGCUAAAUGAAAGUUAUUACCAAACUAUGUAUUCACAACACGUCGGACCUAUUGACAACGCUAUCAAAGCUAUUUGCAAGAAUUAUACAUUUUCUGAAUUAUAUGAAAUAGCAGCACUAUGCAAUGUACUUCAAUGUGAUAUACGAAGUGUAUAUCCAAAAAGUGAUUUUCAACAAUAUAUGACAACUUGGGAUAACGUCUUUACGCCUGUUUCACCUAUUAUUGCUAAUUGUAACAUUGUAAUUAUGUGGUCACAUGCCUUGAAUGAAAAAGAUGCUCGAGAGGCAAAUAAUGGCACAUGGCGUCCAAAUCAUUUUGUUCGACUCAUUUCACCAGCUAUUCAUAAUGAUUCUAUCAAUGGUAAUCAAUCAACGUCACUGCCUGUUGUAAGUUAUUCAUUUGUAAAUAAAAAUUCGACAACUUUGAAAUUUAUUUAGACUCCUGAAAAAAAUACAUUUAAGAAUAAUACUGUUAGUCAAAUAAGAACUCCUGUAUUCCAGUCUUCUCCUAAUUAGUAGACGUUUAUGAACUGAAGACAACAUCGGGAAUAACUUCACUCAACCAAUUAUUGCAGAUUCAAUGGACAAGGAAAAGAAUGACAAAAAAGAACAACGUCAAAAUCGACUUGAGAAGAAAAGAGAACAAAGUGGAUCGAGUCGAAUAAAUGAAACAGAAAAACAACGACAGAUUCGACUCGAAAAUGAUAGAGAACGAAGUCGAUCGCGUCGAAUGAAUGAAACAGAAGAACAGCAUCAGAUUCGACUCGAGAAGAAGAAGGAACGAACUCGAUCCAGUCGAACAAAUGAAUCAGAAGUACAGCAUCGAGUUCGACUUGAAAAAAACAAGGAAUGAACUCAAUCCAGUCGAACAAAUGAAUUAGAAGAAAAGCGUCGGAUUCGACUCGAGCAACAAAGAAAACGAAAUCAAACGAAUAGAGUUAAAAAGAAACUUGAAAAACAGAUACAUGAAAAUAUUGAUAUUGAACAAGGAAAUACCGGGAUGCAAUUCUCCAUUCGUCCAUCUUGGCCUGAACCGAUUCCUCGUGACUUGAAAGAAACUCGUUUGCAACAAUUUUUAGAACAAAUGUCCAUGUCAGUACUGGCUGAAGAUACGUGUGCAGUUUGCAAUGUCCGUACUCCAGCAAAAGACUCGAAGAAAAUACCAGUCUCAAAAAUUCCUAAUAUUCAUUUACUUAAAGUUUUUGAGAAACUCAAUUAUUUAAUUAUAAACAUCCAAUCACCAUCAUUACAACAUUCAAGAAGAGACGCCGAAAUCUCCAU
Rotaria sp. Silwood1 is the source of this 1446-nucleotide messenger RNA. Lineage: Eukaryota; Metazoa; Rotifera; Eurotatoria; Philodinida; Philodinidae. The record is from the annotation of a GenBank genome assembly.